Molecule: messenger RNA, 3882 nt
Organism: Carassius gibelio (silver crucian carp)
Lineage: Eukaryota; Metazoa; Chordata; Actinopteri; Cypriniformes; Cyprinidae
Product: protocadherin beta-7-like
Biological process (GO): homophilic cell-cell adhesion
Cellular component (GO): plasma membrane
Molecular function (GO): calcium ion binding
Source: RefSeq, a predicted model, not a curated record
AAAAAAAAAACUCAAAUAAUGCAAUGACCCAAAAAUACUCGGAGUGUCGCUAUUCACCAAGACUGCUGUAUAUCUCCACCCACACCUAAUAUAUGUAAUAUGAGUUCGUCUUCGAGAAUACACGACGAACAAAAUAGAGUAACCGUACGUCGACGCUGAUAGAAUUAUUGAAUUAUCAUCUAGUCAGUAACUGAUAAGAAAUUUCCACGUUAGCUCUUCAAAAAUGGAAUACAGAUUAUUUUCGGUUUCUUUUUUGUCGAUUUUCGUGGCUUUCCUUCUUUAUCCUUGGAAAACCAUCUGUUUAGACCUGAGCUACAAUAUUCCGGAAGAAACGAAGCGCCAUUAUGUGAUUGGAAAUAUAGCCAAGGAUCUCAGAAUGGAUGUGAAAAAAUUGUCUGCUCGUAAGUCUCGGAUAGACACGGAGGACAGCAGCAAACGGUACUGUGAUGUUAAUCUGAAUACUGGUGAUUUAAUCGUGGCAGAGACAAUAGACCGAGAGGAGCUUUGUGGAUCACAAAAUCCCUGCAUUCUCAGUUAUGAGCUCGUCCUGGAAAACCCUCUUGAAGUGCACCGUAUAAUUCUACAAAUUGAUGAUAUAAAUGACAACGCACCACGAUUUUCCAAUGAACGCAUUGUCUUUGAAAUUACAGAAUCAGCAAUUAAAGGCCAGCGAUUCCGUUUGCAUGAGGCACAUGAUUCAGAUAUCGGUCGCAACGCUGUUAAUGGCUAUUCAAUUGAAAAAAAUCAACAUUUUAUAUUGUCUGUACAUGAUACUGCAGAUGGAGGAAAAUACGCUGAACUAGUGUUGGAAAAGGAGUUGGAUCGUGAGCAGCAGAAGGAGAUAGAUAUGAUACUCACAGCCACUGAUGGUGGUUCACCACAGAGAUCUGGAACUGCUGUCAUACACAUCACUGUUCUCGAUGCUAAUGAUAAUGUGCCAGUGUUUAGUGAGUCUGUUUAUAAAGUCACUGUGGCUGAAAAUACACCUUCAGGAACAGAGAUAAUCAAAGUGAGCGCCACUGAUGCUGAUGAAGGUCCUAAUGGGGAAGUGACAUAUGAAUUCAGCAGAAUAUCAGAUAAAGCAGUACAAUUAUUUUCAAUUGAUAAGACAACGGGACAAAUUGUGGUGAUCGGAGAAAUUGAUUAUGAAAAAGUCAAAAAGUACGAAGUAGGAAUUUAUGCCCAAGAUGCCUUUGGGCUGUCAUCAACUGCUAAAAUUAUAAUAGAUAUAACUGAUGUUAAUGAUAAUCCACCUAGAAUCAUCCUUAAAUCUUUGAAUAAUCCAGUACCUGAAAACUCUGAGCCAGGAACCGAGGUGGGAAUCAUUAAUGUUCAAGACAAAGACUCAGGAGAAAAUCGGCAGAUUCGUUGCUCUGUUCAGCAAAAUGUUCCUUUCAAACUGAACCCAUCUGUUAAAAACUAUUUCUCUCUAGUAACUACAAAAGCUCUAGACAGAGAGAAAGAAUCUGAUUAUAAUAUUACCAUCACAGCCACAGAUGGGGGAUCUCCACCACUAUCCACCUCCAUGAUAAUUAAUUUAUUUGUCUCAGAUGUGAAUGACAAUCCUCCUGUGUUUGAACAGCAGUCCUACAGCACUUAUAUAAGUGAAAAUAACAAACCAGGAACUUCUGUUUGUUCUGUCAGUGCAAAUGACCCAGACUGGAGACAGAACGGUACUGUACUGUACUCUCUGGCUCCCAGUGAAGUCAAUGGGGUCCCAGUGUCCUCCUUUCUAUCUAUUAAUGGAGAUACAGGGGUGAUUCAUGCUGUAAGAUCAUUUGACUAUGAGCAGUUCAGAAACUUCACUGUCAAAGUUGUUGCCAGAGACAAUGGAUCUCCACCGCUCAGCAGUAACGUGACUGUGAAAGUCUUCAUAACAGAUGAGAAUGAUAACUCUCCACAGAUAUUAUACCCUGUCCCUGAUGGAAAGUCUUUAAUGACUGAAAUGAUCCCUAAAGUGUCUCUCUCAGGCUCUCUGGUGUCCAAGGUGAUCGCUGUAGAUGCUGACUCUGGACAGAAUGCAUGGCUGUCCUAUCAGAUUGUCAAAUCUACUGAUCCUGGACUUUUCUCCAUUGGUCUCCACAGUGGAGAGAUCAAAACACAACGAGACAUUUCUGAAUCUGACAAUAUGAAGCAGAAUCUUGUUAUUUCAGUGAAGGAUAACGGACAGCCCUCUCUGUCCACCACCUUCGCUGUAAAUUUACUAAUUUCUGACAACCUUUCUGAAGUUCCUGAACUUAAAGAUAUGACUUAUGAGGACAACAACUCUGAACUGACAUCAUAUUUGAUCAUUGCAUUAGUUUCUGUGUCCACUUUCUUCCUGACGUUCAUCAUUCUGAUCGUGGCAGUGAAGUUUUGUCACAGGAGAAAGCCCAGACUGUUGUUUGAUGGAGCAGUUGCUGUUCCCAGUGCCUAUCUCCCUCCCAACUAUGCAGAGGUGGAUGGAGCAGGAACUCUCCGCAGCUCUUACAAUUAUGACGCGUAUCUAACCACAGGCUCGCGCACCAGUGACUUUAAGUUUAUCAAGUCUUACAAUGAAAACACAAUUCCUUUUUCUCAGACUUUGUGUUGUGAUGAAAAAUCAACAAACACAUGUAGCUACACCAGUGGCGAAGGACUCAGCUACCCCACUCUGGUAAGAACAAAUUCCCUUUUCUGUUAAAAAUGUGUUAAUGCCUCUGAAAUGCAAUGAUUAGUACAUAUGAACAAAGUCAAUGUUUUCUUAUAAGAUUUUAAUUGGAGGAAGCAAAUGUAUAUAUAUAUAUAUAUAUAUAUAUAUAUAUAUAUAUAUAUAUAUAUAUAUAUAUAUAUUAUGUGUGUAUAUAUGUGUGUAUAGUUGUGCAGGGUAUUUCUCUCUAAAUGAUAAACAACAACAUCAACACUUUGUCACGAUAAUACGCACUGCCAAAACUUUGUGCAGCUAAUGAAAAUCCCUGAAAUUGUAAUAAAGUAAUUAAGACAAAACAAUGUAUGAUGAUUUUUAGUGGUUAAAAAUAAAAUAAAUACUGCCCAGUUAUCAAUAGAGUCUGCCGUGGGGCCUUAUGCAUAGGAUGGGGGGCUUUUAUCUAUGAUAGGUGAAAGACCUCUGCCUUUAUAUUUACUGUAUUAUGAAUUACACUGUCAGUUAAAAAGUAAAUCAAGAGUAAUAUUAUGACUAUCAUAUUAAUUAAAAGGGGGCUUUUAGCCUUGUCAUACCCAAAUGUGUUUGCCUAAUAUGUUUGCCAGAUGUGUAUUGCCAUUUUGAUUCCAAAUGCAACACAUGAACAACACUCAUAGUACAAAAUCUAAUGUCACACAGUGGCACACUGUCAGUGCAAAAAAUGCAAUAAUAGAGUAAAAAUAAUUGUGUAACUUUACUUAAAAAAAAACAAAAAAAAAAAAAAAAAACGGGUAAGUAAACAGCUUAAUCUUGAUGUUUAUUCAAAAAUCACUUUCUUCUGAUGUUCCCAACCAACGUAAAAAUAUUUUUCAGUGGACCUUAUGCUUACAUGUAAGUAUUUUGCGAAGAAAGAAACACAAACAGCAUGGAAAUAGUGGUUACUUUGUCUAAACUUGCAAGUGCAGCUGCAGGAAUAGCCCGCCUGUGUGGCGCUGUCCACUCAAGUGGUGCUGAAACGCUCGCUUCACUCUAGGCUGCUUUCGGUCUCCCCCUGCUCAUGGUUGAUUCCUUUUUUGUAAGAGGAUCAUGCAGUCUUGUACGGAUAAAGAGCAUUUUAACCACUAAUAUGAAUGAUAAUGUAAUGCUUUUACUUUUAAAGAGGAUAGAUAUAACAACAUGUUAAUAUUUCUAUAAAUUGCAGUUGAUCUAUGCGCUUUUAUCAACGACCUCCACACACAGCAAUGCCUGCUCAAACGUCGGUUCUGCUGCACUUCUCACUGACG